GUAUGCAAUUAACUUCGAAACCAAAAUGUUGGGGCAACGUUUAAAGAUUCAACAAAUAAUACGCACAACUCUACCGAUACAGCAGCGCCAGCAAACCAGUGCUGCUAUAUUAGAUCAUGAGACAGCCACUGCAAAGCCUGCGAAUUGGGAUUCGGCGCGCCCAUACAAUGAAAUACCAAAGGCUUCCAUGCUGAAAUUUAUAUGUAAUUUGAUGCCCGGUGGCAAGUACAGUAAAAUGGGACCCGCGGAUAUUAUGUUGGAUUUGCGGAACGAGCAUGGCCCUCUCUUCAUAUUGCCUGGUCUUGGCAGGAAAGACUUUCUUGUUUCCCAUGAUCCCCAUCAUUUCGAGCAAGUGCUCCGCGCAGAAGGCCCUUGGCCGGAGAGGCCAGGAAAUCAUGUACUACACCACCAUCGAACCGUGCUUCGCGAUGACUUUUUCAAGGGCACUGUGGGCAUUUUAUCAUCACAAGCGGAGCAAUGGUCAAAAUUCCGAUCCACUGUUAAUCCCGUACUGAUGCAGCCGAAAGCAGUUCGUCUAUAUUAUCAAAAAAUGUCAUCAGUAAACAAGGAGUUCAUGCAGCGCAUUCGUGAGAUACGUGAUAGCAGCACUUUUGAAGUUCCCGACACUUUUGAGGAUGAGAUCAAUCGCUGGACUCUGGAGUCCGUUUCGGUUGUAGCUUUGGACAAGCGCCUGGGAAUAAUGACUACAAAUCGCGAUAAUCCGCAAGCCAAAAAACUCUUUAACUAUCUUAAUCAGUUUUUUGAGCUGUCGGCAGAUCUUGAAAUGAAGCCGACAAUUUGGCGUUACAUAGCCACUCCCAAGUUCAAGAAGUUAAUCAAAACCCUAGACGACAUCCAGGAGGUGACAACUGGCUAUGUUGACGAGGCUCUAAAUCGUUUGAAGGAUACGCCAUCCAACAAACCCGAGAAUGAAAAGAGCGUGCUGGAGAAACUCUUGGAAACCGACAAACAGAUCGCCAUCGUCAUGGCCAUGGAUAUGCUGAUGGCCGGUGUGGAUACGACGACCACUACUUUUACUGGUGCACUCCUCUGUCUGGCCAAAAAUCCCGAAAAACAAGCAAAGCUGAGAGAGGAAGUGCGUCGUAUUUUACCCAACAAGGAUUCCGAGUUCACAGAAGCCUCUAUGAAGAAUGUACCUUACUUGCGCGCCUGUCUCAAGGAGUCACUACGUCUGUAUCCUUUGGCAUUGGGUAAUGGUCGUGUCACCAAGACGGAGCUCGUACUAAAUGGUUACCAGGUUCCAAAAGAAACACAAGUUAUGAUGUUGUCCCACGGCCUGCUGACCGAUGAACAGCACUAUCCCCGAGGCAACGAAUACUUGCCCGAGCGCUGGCUUCGCCAAAGUAAGGAGGAAGCUGCGAGUGGAAAAUGCCCGCAUUCCCUUAAAGCGAGCAGUCCAUUUAUCUACUUGCCUUUCGGAUUCGGCCCCCGCAUGUGCAUUGGCAAACGAAUUGCUGAAAUGGAAUUGGAAUUGGGAAUCGCACGACUAAUUCGAAACUUUAAUGUUGAGUUCAAUUAUUCCACAGACAAUGCCUUUAAGAGCGUGCUGAUUAAUGUGCCGAACAUACCUCUGAAAUUUAAGUUUACGGACGUGGAAGAUUGAAACAUGGUCGGCUGUCGAUCAUAAAGAUUGGAUUAUAUGUAUUUUGUACUAUAUUACCAUGAGAAAUGAAUAAAUAAGUAAAUCACAUACCAAAGAUUUAUACCAGUUUUAA
Messenger RNA from Drosophila grimshawi, 1736 nucleotides. RefSeq names its product cytochrome P450 CYP12A2. NCBI's taxonomy places the organism in Eukaryota, Metazoa, Arthropoda, Insecta, Diptera, Drosophilidae. The transcript is spliced from 5 exons. The record is from RefSeq and is a predicted model, not a curated record. The coding region runs from base 26 to 1624 and encodes 532 amino acids. Gene Ontology annotation, molecular function: heme binding; iron ion binding; monooxygenase activity.